ACUCCCACUCCGUACUGUAGUAGUAUGGAGGGAGGGGAAAGCAAUGGAGCUAUCUUUUUCAGCUGGCUAGUUUCCUUAGCACCUGCCCUUGAAGGCCUGGAUAGAUGUAACUCAGCCUGCGUGUUCCUUUUCUGCCGACUGCCUCUCCUCUUUGUUUAGGUUUUUUACAUUUUUGACAUUUUUUCCGUCCUUGUUUUCCGCGGAGAGAAGCAGGCGCUCUCCCCGGCCAGGAGGCUCAGAUGGGAGGUGCUGCUGUGCGGGGAGGCUCGUCAUGCUGAACGGAGGCAGAGAGGGCCUGUUCGAGCUGGGCAGGCAGCUCCAGAGGCAGGGGGAGCCCCAGGCCGCCCUGCACUGCUUCCUCAGCUGCCUGCUGGGGCUGACGCACGUGCAGAGCUUCCACUCGCUGCCCAACUGCCUGCACCAGAUUGCAGAACUCUUCAUCGAGGAAAAAAAUUAUGUGAAGGCACUCCAGUUCAUCCAGGCUGAGAAGAUGUUCUACGAGGUGGCGUUGCUCGAACUCACUGCUCUUCAGGGGAGCGCUGGUCCUCAGGAGACGACUUCGCUGGGAUCGGCGGGAUGGGAGUCUUCGAAGGAGCUAUCGGAGCAGGCCUCUCAAGCUCAGGACUAUGAGAGACUCGCCCAGGUGUGCAUCAUGAGCAAAAGACCACAUCUUGCUUUAGAGUACAGCGGCAAGGCCACUAAAAUCAGACAGAAAGCCUUUGGCAAUGACCACCCCAUCACAGCCAGGAGCCUGGAGCUCCUGGCGUCUGUCUAUGCUGAGAUAGGCAAGACCGAGUACACAGACUCUCUGGGCCAGUGUGUUUCGGUGCUGUCCAAGAGAUUUACUACAACGGAUACGUUCAGAGACGCACUCAAUGGCGUCCCGCCAACCCACCGGGAGAGACGCUCCGAGGUCCGACACCACCACAGGAAGGACCCCCAUCCUCAACAGGAAGUCUCCAAGCACAAGACCAGCAGCUGUAAAAUCCCCACCUCCAUUUUGAAGAGGCCCAACUGCAGUAGCGUGGACUCCGAGCUGACAUACCGGCGGAAACCAGAGCGACACGUUCGCUUCAGGGAGCCAGAACUUACUGUACACGACAUUCCAAACUAUGACUAUUUAGUAGCAUACGACGCAUCCCCAAGCCGCCCCCACCUGGCCCUCAUCACCUGCCUGUUCCUGCUGCUCUCCGUCCUCGGGGUGGUGCUGUACUGCUCAGACCGCAGGCGGCCACAGCGUGUGUGUGAGGAGCUGGAGGCCGUGUUGGCCGUUUACCUGCUGCAGAUGAAGCAGGUGGUGUGGGGCUGCUGGAUAUGGUUAACCAUGCAGUGACAGAGGCCAGCCAGAGGUGGAGCUCUAGAGCGCUUCUUCCACCGCUUUGCAAGUCUUCACAUGGUCGUUGCCUCUUACACAAGCAUUGCAUCCUCACUGUUUAGUUACGGUGCUGAAACACGCAUCCUAGAAUCUAGCACUGCGCUUACUUAUACUGAUAUAUAGACGUAUGUUAUCAGCGUCAUGUAGCACUCACCCAGCUGUGUAAAUAAUUUUAGGUCAUUUGAAUGCCUUGUUUAUGUUAUUCAGGCCUUUAGCACCUUUGUAACGUGGCCAGUUUUCUCACCAUAAUCUCCACUUGUACAUUUUAGGGUACCAUCAAUGUGGGUGAAUGUUUCCAUGGCAUCCAAAAUAUUUUAUUACAAUUAAAUGUGUUACAUUCAUAUUUUAAUAUUUGAAAAAAAUUACAGGCCUUCAAUACAGUUUAGCAUACAGAUAAAGUAAUGAAAGGCCAAUCACAAAAUUGACAUUGUUAAUACAAAUAGAGCAGUGGUCUCCAACCCUGGUCCUGGAGAGCUACAGGGUCUACUGGUUUUCAUAGUGACUCUGCACUUCAUGAAUCAAUUACAGCAGUUGAUUACAUAGUUAACUCAACUCACCUGGUGUCUUGGGUCUCAAUUGGGUGCUGAUUUUAAGGUGAAAACAAAAACCAGCAGACCCUGUAGCUUUCCAGGACCAGGGUUGGAGACCACUGAUAUAGAGUAUCAAUUUUAUGAAAAGAAAAAUUGUUAAAAUUAAGCAGAAUUGAUUAAUUGAAAGCACAAAUGUUAACACCUUUUGCAAAAACGAAAUGAAAACAGACACAACUUUACGGCAUAUUGAGUCGAUAUUCAUCAUCUGUAUUUUCAAUCCAGGUCACAAGCUUGCUUUUUUAUUUACUACAUAAGAUAUACAUAAUUUUCUGGUAUAUAAAAUUAUCUUUUAUUGAGAAAACAACUCUAUGCAGGACAUUGUAAUUCUACCCACAUGGAUGGUACAUUUGAUUUGUAGUUCACAAUUGAACGAGGAGUAUCUAUUAGCACAGAAUUAUGUAUUCAGUGUAUAUGGUAAUUUAAUCCUAUGAAGGAAAUCUGUUUUCCUUAAGAGUGUACAGUUUUUGCUUUCUGCACUGUAUAGAUAGUUACUAAAAUGACACAAGGAAUUACAUAUUCUGUUACAGAGGAAAGCCUGUGUACCUUUUCUGUAUAUCUGAAGAUGGUAAAGUAAGAAAUAUUCCCUUGUUUGAUUUUAAGUACAUUUUAUAUAGAUUUUGCUAUCUGUUAAUUUUUCUAUUUUUAAUUGCUCUUUGGUAUUCAGAUUUUAAUCUUAAUGUCUAAUGCUAUUCAAACUAGCAUUUUGGAAUUAACAAAUUCUUAUGGAAUUCUAACACAAUGUUUGGUGAAAUAGUUUGUGUAAGGUGUAACACACUGGAUUCUGAUACUCAGUACUCAGUUACUGUAACACACUGUAUAACGGUAAGCACAGAAUAUAACUACAGAAUUCAUUAUGGUCUAGAUAUUUCAUCUGAGAGUACCUUUUGAAAAAUAUGCUUAUUUUUAAAUGUGCAUUUUACAUUUCAUUAUUAAUUCAGGCAUUUUAACCCUAUUGACAAGACAAGAAAAUAAAGGCAAAAAAUAAACGCAAACACAGUACUGUUAAAUAUAUGUUUUGUAUUAUUUUAAUUUGAAAGCGAUAAAACACAAAACACUGUUUCCAAUAAUUUGUAUUCUUUGCAUUAUAAGUUUCAGGGAACACAACCAUACUGUAAAUAGCAAGACAGCCUCUAUAAGUGUUACACUUGAAUUUCAAAGCAAUACGGUGCAACAGUUGUCCAGAAGAAUACUGUCGAUAUUCAUAGAGAAUGUUUCAUAUUCUACAAUUCCUGCUGAAAUGUCAGCCCUUUCAAGCAAUAAAACAUAUCCCCAGAAAGUUCA
Molecule: messenger RNA, 3246 nt
Organism: Anguilla rostrata (American eel)
Lineage: Eukaryota; Metazoa; Chordata; Actinopteri; Anguilliformes; Anguillidae
Gene: c1h14orf180
Product: chromosome 1 C14orf180 homolog
Exons: 10
Coding region: 272-1333 (353 amino acids)
Biological process (GO): positive regulation of Golgi to plasma membrane protein transport
Cellular component (GO): transport vesicle; trans-Golgi network; plasma membrane
Molecular function (GO): connexin binding
Source: RefSeq, a predicted model, not a curated record